AUGUCUAUUACCCAACUCACGCGUGCGACCUUCAUCGCCGCCAACCAUGCUCAAAUCGCACUCUCCCAGAAGACCAUGUACGAACUAGCCGAGGGAAAAGAAGGAGUCAAAGAGGUGCCUAUACCAGAGAGCUUCAAAAAGUCCGGUAUCCCACAAGGAUAUAGUGUUGGUGUCACUCGUGCGAUUCCUCCCGUGUCAUCCUCUGGCGUCCCCAUAGCCAUGGGGCGGUUCCGCAGAAUGCCAUCACGAAGAAGGUUUUUCAAGGCCAGAGCUCGCAGGAGCUCGCGUCAUGUUGACGGUGUUGCUGAGGAGCUCGAGCGGGAUCUUAACCUCGGCAAGAACCCCCACGAGGAUAAAGUCGGAGCAGGAGGACAGUCAAAGUUGAGUCACCGGCCGAUGAGUGGUGGCGGUGAUACGUUCACGAAGCCUAUGGGGGGGCUCCGACGCUUGAGAGGUUAUUCGGGUCCGAUUAAUGUCACCCGAAACGCACCAGUUGAGUCCAACGGCAUAACAACAUGCUGGGAGAACUGUCAGAUGAAUGGCGCUACGAAGAAAGUCGAUCAUUAUGGGGCACGUACCGUAAAUGCAAACAACAAAAGUCGUGCGGCGAAUAUGUUGCUCAGGCCUGCCAUCCGUGACCCAGGAUUGAGGUGGUGA
Messenger RNA from Laccaria bicolor S238N-H82, 657 nucleotides. RefSeq lists its product as uncharacterized. The record is from RefSeq and is a predicted model, not a curated record. The coding region runs from base 1 to 657 and encodes 218 amino acids. Lineage: Eukaryota; Fungi; Basidiomycota; Agaricomycetes; Agaricales; Hydnangiaceae. The transcript is spliced from 5 exons.